AGGUCAGGAUGAUGUUAGAAAGGUGUACAAUGACUCACAAGUGAUCCACACACCCAAGUCCCCUAUGAUCGUCAUUACCCUCUAGUCAGACAACCUAAUCCUUGAACUUCAAACUCGUGCUGCACUUCCAGCCUCCUUCUACUUGUCGCUACUCAAUAAAAGAGACAAGGGUUCUGGGAUUGAACACUACUGGAUCAGUUUCAUUGUCUCGUUGUCACUGUGAGAUAUGGCGGAUACCACACUGGUAGUGAUUAUAUCCGUGUCUGUGGCGGUGAUCCUCUUAGCCAUUGGCCUGGGACUCUGUCUUUGUAGAGCGUACGGUGUCUUCGGGUCCAAAACGAAAACACGGGAUAUGUAUCUAGAUAAUGUGACUCUGGAGCUGAAGAAGUCGUUCUUCUCCCUCUCACCAGUUAUUAAAUCUGGUACUCACUUCGAGUUGAUGAUAGGAUCCAAACCUAAACAGAGACUUGAGCUAUCUCAUAUUGAUUCUGAUGCUGUGAUGAUUCUACAGAUGAAAUCAGACAUAUCGUCAGUCUCUAAAGAGAUCUAUCUUAACAGCUUGGAAACUCUGAGAAGACUUGAUAAACAUGAUCAUGUGGCUGCGUUUUAUGGGACUUACGACACCCCUUCUGGGGCUUGCUCUGUCAUCGAGUUCUCCCAAUUUGGUACCCUAAAGUACUAUCUGUCGUACAGUUCCUACAAGACGUUCUACGACUACAGAGGGUUUAGUGACGAUGACGACACUUUCAGCAACAUGCGAUCUCCAGAGAGUAUAAACUCCUUACAGCGUAAGAGGAACCUGUUUGCGUACCCCAAGAUAGUGAUGGAGAGUCGAAAAACCCCACUCUCAGCUCUCACACUGUACUUCCUUAUGUGGCAGAUAUGUCUUGGAAUGGAGUUUUUACAUCUACGGAACUACAUCCACGGCAGCCUCUGUUCGUUUAACGUAUUUGUUACGGGGCACCUCAACCUGAAGAUCAACUGUUUCUCGUUAGCGUUUGAGGACAAGUACGCUCUCAACGCCAUCCCGAGGUGGAUGGCUCCAGAAGUUUUUGUGACGAAGACUCUGACAAAGCAGGCUGAUGUUUGGUCCUUUGGGGUGACAAUGUGGGAACUCUUCAACUGCGGGGCUAUUCCUUAUAACCAUCUGACAGUAGAUGAGGUGGUGAACCAGACCAGAACAGGGCAGUACAAGUUAACACCACCACCCGGUGAUACGAGUGUAGCUCGGCUCUUCAGCGAGUGCUUCAACCUUUAUCCCCACCACAGACCUUCUUUCAGUCAGAUCCGGUUAGUGCUCGAACGUCUUCUUGAAGGAUCCGAGGUCGCGCUGACUAACAAGUUUAUUGAUAGCAGACGUCUUCAAUACGCAAACACAGAGCUUUUAGACAAGAUAUUCUUCGACCAACAAGAAGUGGACGUGGCAAGAGAAGAGCACGCACAGAGACCCCUCUAUUUUACCUUGCCAGGAGGAGGAGGUGAACUGUCAGGUACCCCCGUUAGAACUGGCUCAAUAUCCCGUAUCCCCAUCACCUUGACACGAGAUACAUCUCCACAACAAGGUGACAGCUCCUUGCCUCGUGGGGAUGUCACCUACGCUGAUCCUCUCGACUUCCAGAAUGGCACAGGAACUGGACGAAACACCGGAGCUACAAUGGACCUGUUGAGUACCAGCUCAGCUGAAUUUGAUGAUCUGAGUACGACAGAGAGUGACUAUGACAGAGAGUAUAAUAACUUAGAAUCAGGACUACUCCCUCCCCAACCUACCCGUCCCAAAGUUAUUAAGAUGAGACGUGUGUCCAGUCUGAACGACCUGAUGAACUUCAGGCAAGCCCUUCAAAUCAGACCUCCUGGCAGUUUGGAUCGCCCUAACUCUGUUCUCUUUAAUGAGGAAGAGUUUGAUACCAGAAGUUGUAGUAGUGAUGAGUACGAGGAUGCUGAUCAGCUCUUCCAGGACAAGAAAGAAGCACACUCCUCUCUUAAGAGGAUCGGCUCAGCUCUUCAUGCUUCAUUUAGGAAGAUUCGUCAGAAGGGACCGGUAAAAGACGAGUGUGGUUACGAAACUUUACCAAACAAAAAUGACAGCUGGGAGAAACGGUCCUUCAGAAACCUCCUCAUCAGCUCCAAAAAAUGGAUGGGGUCAAACUCAAAGUCUCCAGUUCCCCACAAGUUGACAAGACGAUCGUAUGAGAGAGAGACGUCUCAAAGUGAGACUUGUCUCCUAGUUCCUCCUACCUUUAACGGACCUGUCCUCAACUCUGAACCUCCUGUCCUCAACUCCGAGCCUCCUCCUUGUAAUGGAGCUAGUGAGGGCAGCCCACACAUGGUUCCAACUAGGACCGUGUCAGUUUCCUCAGGAAUCAGUGUUCCCCUCUCAGUGUACAGCGACUACGAAAUACCUGAUGAAGUUCUAGAAGCUUCAGUUCAUCUUCGUGAUACUUCACUCCAGAACUCUCCUACCCCCCUUAUCUCUGAACCCUCCCAAAGCACCCUCUCAGUCAACCAUCUCCCAAUAUCCAAGUCCAGAUCAGCUCAUGAAAUAUGGAACCUAGACUCCGACAGGGUGAUCGUCAGGUCACGUGCUAACUCACAGACCCACACUGAUCGCUCUAAACAUGCAAGCUGUCUGAUCGACUACUCUCCCACCUCCUCCAGAUCUAACAAAGUAAAACUCAAGCGGAAGGGAGUCCUGUCACGUAGUUUUAACCGUAGUUUUAACCGGAAGAAAUAUGGCAAAUCAAUAUCGGAUAUCCUCGGCACCCCUCCCGCUGUGCCGACUGACCGGCGUCCUUCCAUUUUGUGCACGUGCUGUAACAGUGUACAUGUUUGUCAGACUCUUCCAGGCAUGUCAUUGACUCGUAAAGCAACCCUCUCCUCCUCCCCCUCGAAAAUAUACGAGAAUACCAGACUAAACGUGCCUGGAAAUGAACUGGAGCCUGUAAGUAACGAGGCUGAAUCAGACUACGAGACACUCCCGGGUGUAUCUUCUCAGAAAACCGACCGCCCUAUAGACUAUGAGACCUUCUCAGUCAAACAUAAUGCCAAUGAGGAGAAGAAACUGAUUACGAAGAUGUCGACAACGAGGAAACUUCUCUCACACAAAUAACAUCGACUUUAAGUUUAACUGAGGUAACGUUACCUGACUACGUGGCGUCACCAGAUAGUAUAACUAUGAAGUCAUCAAAUAGUAUGACGUCACCAGAUAGUAUGAUAUCACCAAAUAGUAUGACGUCAUCAGUAACAGACUCGGUUUUUGUUACAUCACCUGAUUUUCCUUGUCAUUGGGACUGUGCUCCCAGAACGUGAUUUAUUGGCGUAUUCUGACAUGUGUUCGACUCCUGUUUUGAUAUCGCCGGGAGAAAUUUCCAUUUCUUUGGAGUUGUGACAAAGGAACUCUGAACUUAUUGUUCGGCGGCAAAUUUAUCUUUAAGUCAAAUUUUUUAAAUGUUUACGAUUAAUUUUAUUUUAAAGUUUUAACAUAGUCGAAUUGUCAAGUAAUACUAAAUGCAGCUUCUUACGUAAAAAUGAAACCCCUCAUUGGUGGUAAGGCGACUUGAAAUGUAUCUAAGAAUGUAGGAACAAAGUUGGCUUGAACUUGAAUGGAAAGCUUGAAAUUAGAAUUGUAUUUGAAUGUGCAAAGAAAUGGAAA
Molecule: messenger RNA, 3649 nt
Organism: Bolinopsis microptera
Lineage: Eukaryota; Metazoa; Ctenophora; Tentaculata; Lobata; Bolinopsidae
Exons: 17
Coding region: 227-3106 (959 amino acids)
Biological process (GO): protein phosphorylation
Cellular component (GO): plasma membrane
Molecular function (GO): ATP binding; non-membrane spanning protein tyrosine kinase activity
Source: RefSeq, a predicted model, not a curated record